Ochotona princeps (American pika) is the source of this 1007-nucleotide messenger RNA. It is a transcript of the gene EMC3, whose product is annotated as ER membrane protein complex subunit 3. Bases 111 to 896 code for a protein of 261 amino acids. Gene Ontology annotation, biological process: protein folding in endoplasmic reticulum. NCBI's taxonomy places the organism in Eukaryota, Metazoa, Chordata, Mammalia, Lagomorpha, Ochotonidae. The transcript is spliced from 8 exons. The record is from RefSeq and is a predicted model, not a curated record. Gene Ontology annotation, cellular component: membrane; EMC complex.
UCUCGAAGUCUGGGUCGGGUGGGCGACACACCUGGCGCCGGACGGGCCGAGGGGCGUGAGAAACUCGCGUGAGCUCUAGGAGACGGGAAACGCGGCUAUCCGCAGGUGGGAUGGCGGGACCGGAACUGCUGCUGGACUCCAACAUCCGCCUCUGGGUGGUCCUGCCCAUCGUUAUCAUCACUUUCUUCGUGGGCAUGAUCCGCCACUACGUGUCCAUCCUGCUGCAGAGCGACAAGAAGCUGACCCAAGAGCAGGUGUCCGACAGUCAAGUCCUCAUUCGAAGCCGAGUCCUCAGGGAAAAUGGAAAAUACAUUCCCAAACAGUCAUUCUUGACACGGAAAUAUUACUUCAACAACCCAGAGGAUGGAUUUUUCAAGAAAACCAAGAGGAAGGUGGUAGCCCCGUCUCCAAUGACUGAUCCCACCAUGCUCACUGACAUGAUGAAGGGCAACAUUACAAACGUGCUCCCCAUGAUCCUCAUCGGUGGCUGGAUCAACAUGACGUUUUCAGGCUUUGUCACAACUAAGGUCCCGUUCCCGCUGACCCUGCGCUUCAAGCCUAUGCUGCAGCAAGGGAUCGAGCUGCUCACCUUAGAUGCUUCCUGGGUGAGUUCUGCAUCCUGGUACUUCCUUAACGUGUUUGGGCUUCGGAGCAUUUACUCUCUGAUUCUGGGCCAGGAUAAUGCCGCGGACCAGUCACGGAUGAUGCAAGAGCAGAUGACCGGAGCAGCCAUGGCCAUGCCCACAGAUACCAACAAAGCUUUUAAGACAGAGUGGGAAGCCCUGGAGCUGACCGAUCACCAGUGGGCACUGGAUGACGUGGAAGAGGAGCUCAUGGCCAGAGACCUGCACUUCGAAGGCAUGUUCAAAAGGGAGUUACAGACCUCCAUCUUUUAAGACAAAGAAGGGACUUCCUGUGUCUGGAGCUUGGGACAGCGCUUACCCUUGUAACUGAUCAGAGUGCAAGCCUCAGAAUAAAGAGGAAGAUGCCAGGGCUGGCGGGCGUGC